This is a messenger RNA of Frankliniella occidentalis (western flower thrips), 3384 nucleotides long. RefSeq lists its product as uncharacterized. Gene Ontology annotation, molecular function: nucleic acid binding. The transcript has 4 exons. NCBI's taxonomy places the organism in Eukaryota, Metazoa, Arthropoda, Insecta, Thysanoptera, Thripidae. The coding region runs from base 1 to 3384 and encodes 1127 amino acids. Gene Ontology annotation, biological process: DNA integration. The record is from RefSeq and is a predicted model, not a curated record.
AUGGGCGAUGCCAUCCAGCCCCUUACUCCGGGAGAUGACCUGGAGCAUCAAUGGAAGGUCAUGAAAUGGAGGUUCCAUGGGUUCGUUGAGUUUGAUAACAUUCGAUCCAAAUGGAGUGCAGAAAAGCGAGCGGAGGCUCUCAUGCAUAUUAUCGGUUUAGAAUGUCAGUACCUGUAUGCGAAUGCGACAGAGGAGCAAAGGAAGGAUGUCAAGUUGCUAACUGCGUUAAUUGAUGUGAACAUAAAGCCCCGAACGAAUCAUUCCUUUGAAAGAUUCAGGUUUCAUCAAAUGACUAGAAAUCAAAAUGAAGAUAUCAAUCAAUUCAUAGCAAGACUUGAAUCUAAAAUUGAUGGAUGUGGAUUGCCUGAAACUAAAGAGGAAUUCAAGAAAAUGCUUAUCAUGGACUCUAUCAUUCACAAUCUACAUGAUCAAAGUUUACAACAAGUGUUGUUCACUAUCAAAAAUGAAGAGCUCAAACUAGCUAAAGUGAUUGAUAGCAUUACUGUUUGUGAAGCAGGCCAAUCUCAGUUGAAAGAGAUCCAAGUGUGCCGUUCAAGAGUUGAUCUUGAGUUUGUGGUUGCUGAUGUAGAGAGUGUGCCUCUUUUGGGUUUAGAAUCAUGUGAAGAGUUUGGUCUUAUAAACAGACAAACAAGACCCAAACCAUUAAAUGUAAAGAACGUGUUUAAAAUCUCAAUUAGCUCCUCAAAAACUAGUAUUGUUAAAGCAUUUAAUGAAACUUAUGCUUCUCUAUAUUUUUCAUAUGCUGAUAGAUAUAAGUCUAUUGAUGAGAUAAUAGCAAACAACCCUGAUGUGUUUAAUUCUAAAGCAGGCUGUUUUCCUGGUAAAUUCACGCUUGAUAUCAAUCAGAAACUGAAACCUGUUGCCAUACCAUCUCGUAGAGUUCCUCAGAAAAUCAGAGAAAAAUAUAAACAGUUUCUCCAUGAUUUAUGUGUUCAAAAAAUAAUUGCCAAUACUUCAAACCCUGUUGGAUGGAUCUCACCUGUAGUGUUGUUAGAAAAAGCUAAUGGUUCACUUAGAUUGUGUCUAGAUCCUAAAUAUCUAAAUGAAGCCUUAGGUAGGCCAUUUUAUCAAAUACCAAGUCAUGAAGAAAUUAAUGCCUCACUGUCUAACAAACGACUUUGCACUGUCAUGGAUUUUUCGUCUGGAUUUUGGCACUGCAAAUUAGAUAGCAAAUCCAGUAACUUGUGUCAAUUUUCCACACCUUUUGGUGUCUACAAGUUUUUAAGAUUGCCAUUUGGCCUUAAGCCAUCACCAGAAAUAUUUCAAAAAGCAGCCUGUGACAUUUUUGGUGAAAUAGAUGGAGUUUUAAUCUAUUUUGAUGAUAUUUUAAUUGCUGCCAAUAGUGAAGAAGAACAUGAUGCAAUAUUUCAGAAAGUGAUUGAAAGAGCAAGGCAGUAUAAUGUUCAUUUUAACCCUACUAAACUACAGUACAAACUAAAUUCAGUUAAAUUCCUAGGGCAUGUCUACUCCCAAGAGGGUAGAUCUCCCGAUCCUUCACGAGUCACAGCCAUUGAGAAAUUAGAAAAUCCUAAGAAUGUUAAAGAAUUGCAACGAUUUCUAGGCAUUGUAAAUUAUGUUCGAGAGUUUGUUCCAAAUCUGGCUGAUGACACUGCUUUUCUCAGACAGCUACUUCGUAAGUGUGUAGAAUGGAUGUGGUUACCUGAUCAUUCUGAGGCUGUUAAAAGAAUUAAGGAAAAGGUUUGUAAUGCCACUGCUUUGUGUAACUUUGACCCUGAAAAGCCAAUAGUCAUUCAGUGUGAUGCAUCUCAAUUUGGAUUAGGUUCAUGCCUUAUGCAAGACAACAAGCCUGUAGCCUAUGCAUCACGGAGUUUAACUACAACUGAGCAAAAUUACGCUCAAAUCGAGAAGGAAUUACUUGCAAUUGUCUUUAGUUGUCAAAAAUUCCAAUACUACCUGUAUGGUCAUCCAAAUGUUAAAAUUCUUACUGAUCAUAAGCCACUUGUCUCUAUUUUUAAGCAAGCCUUAUCUAGCAUAACAUCAAAAAGAAUAACUAGGUUAAUGUUAAAAACUGUAGCAUACAAUCUAGAUGUUACUUAUUUGCCUGGCUCUAAAAAGUAUAUUGCUGAUGCUUUGUCACGAGACUACCUGCCUCAUACUAGUAGUGAUGAAGUUAAAAUGCUUCAAGUUCACAUGGUUACCUGUAAAAAGUAUAGAGAUUCAAUUUACUUAGAGGCAACAAACAAUGAUAAAAUCUUACAAGAGGUAAUUGGUUAUGUUAAAACAGAGUGGCCAAUCAAAAUCAAAAUCUCUCCUGAAGCUCAACAGUAUUGGUGGUGUCGCAAUUUCUUAGCAUUUGAGAACUCUUUAUUAUUUUUCAAAGAUCGUCUUGUUAUACCUCAUGAAUUAAGAACUCGAGCUUUACAAGAACUUCAUGUAGGCCACCAGGGCAUAGUAAAAUGUAAAACCUUAGCCUCUCAAACUAUUUAUUGGCCUGGUAUCACUAAAGAUGUAGAAAAAUUUGUUAGUGAAUGUUGUGUCUGUGCUCGAUCUGCUCCAUCCUUAAGAAAACAACCACUAAUGCCACAUCCUAUUCCAGAUUUGCCUUAUCAAAAUAUUGCUGUAGAUAUUCUUGAUUUUAAUGGUAAAUAUUUUUUGGUUACUGUUGAUUGCUAUAGUAAAUGGCUUGAUGUAAAUUCAUUAUCAAGUACCAAAAGCAGCUCUGUUAAUAAUGUACUAGAACAUCUUUUCUCUGUGCAUGGUAUUCCUGAAGUGAUUUAUUCUGAUAAUGUUCCCUUCAAUUCAAAAGAGUUCCAACAAUUUCUUCAAAUGUAUAACUGUCAGAAUCUAACAUGUAGCCCCCAUCAUCAUCAGAGCAAUGGUUUAGCGGAGAAAGCCACACCUUUACCAAGUAUAGGCUUAUCACCCGCACAGAUGUUAAUGAGCAGAAAUUUAAGGUCAUUUGUUCCAAUUAAAGCCAACUUGCUAAAGCCAUUUGUAAAUCCAAACAUAAAAGAUAAAUUAAAAGCUAAACAAGAUACUAUGACUGAGCUGUACAACAAGAAGGCAAAACGUAAAAGUCAUGAAUUUCAAGUUGGUGAUUUAGUGUAUGCACAAAAUGUUGUAACUAUGUAUUGGGAACCUGCUAUAAUACUUGAAAUAUGUGAUAAGCCAAGAUCCUGUGUGGUUAAAAUUGGAAGAUCUGAAGUGCGUCGAAACUCGAGGCACAUUAAACCUAGACUGAUGUCAGAACCUGUGAUAACUGUACCAAAUACUUUGCCUUAUGUUAUUGCUAAUCAACUUGUCUCAAAUUCUGUUAAUGUUCCUAAUCCUGAUCCUAUAGUGGAGACUCAGCCAAGGCGUUCCACUAGAGAGAAGAAAUCGGUUGAAAGGCUUAAUUUGUAA